AUGCGACUCUCUUUGAAGCAACUCUUUCAACAGAUCAGCGCCGUCGGGUGUGCGAAUGGAUUGGCCGGAAGACAACUCGGCUGUGAGUCGGCUGCUCACGUGCUACAGAACUCCUCUCUACUUAAACAGUGCCGAAUCCCAGUCAAAUGGGAAGCAAUCGUGAAAGAGGUGAACUCGGGACGGCACUUGGAUGCGAUGCCCGGCGUGAGAGAGACAAUGCGCAAGCUAGCCGAUCAGACCCGGGAAACGAUCAAGAAGGAGGGUGAAGUACUUGUGGUGGCCGGCGAUCACUCAUCAGCCAUCGGCACCUGGAGUGGAGUGUCGACAGCGAUGAGAGACGUCGGAGAGAUCGGACUGAUUUGGAUUGACGCACAUAUGGACGCCCACACUCCAGCAACUUCAGGCACGGGGAAUAUUCACGGAAUGCCAGUGGCUCAUCUUUUAGGCUAUGGUGACAGUCAUUUGGCCUCAAUUGGCGACAACUUCCCAAAAAUCCGUCCUGAGAACCUCUGCCUUGUCGGGAUUCGGAGUUUCGAGCCAGCUGAGCAGCAACUUCUUGAUUACCUCGGCGUCCGGGUUUUCUUCAUGGAAGAAGUGGAAAGACGGGGAAUCGCUGAAGUGAUGCAAGAGGCGCAUCAUCAUGUCACGAGGCAAACCUCGGCUUUCGGCAUGUCGAUCGACAUUGACGGCUUUGACGUGGCAGACGCACCGGCUGUGGGAACUCCGGAGAAAGACGGAAUCCGUGCCGACGAGUUUUUGCAAGCGCUUCUCCGGCUAGACUUGAGAGGAUUGAUCGCCACAGAGAUCGUCGAAUUCUUGCCGAAAUUCGAUGACGCCCACAAAACGAGCGAGAAACUCGUGGUGAAUCUGAUCGAAACGAUUUAUCAAACGAAAUUCUUCCAAACCCAAGCAACGGAGUCGAUUUUGCGACGAGCGCACUCA
Mesorhabditis belari is the source of this 942-nucleotide messenger RNA. The record is from the annotation of a GenBank genome assembly. Lineage: Eukaryota; Metazoa; Nematoda; Chromadorea; Rhabditida; Rhabditidae.